UCUUUGUCUGAUAAAGUUGGGUUGUUUAGCUUCUGGUUGCUAGCAGAAGAAGUUUAUACAAAUAUAAAAUGGAUUCUAGUGUUAGUGGUUCUACUAGCACUACAGCGUAUGAUCCAAGCAAAGAUCCAAGUAGGAAGGCCAAAUCAAAAGAUCCUGGAUGGAAGUAUGGAUACUGGCCUGAUGUUGCAGACAAAAACCUAGUUCGAUGUAUGCUUUGUGGAAGAGAUAUCAAGGGAGGAAUUAAAAGGCUUAAGCAACACUUGGUUGGCGGAUAUGGAGAUGUAGCCAAGUGCUUAAAACAACUGCAAAGAUUGCUAAAGAGAUGCAUGAAGCUAUAAUACGAAAUUGGAAGAGGAAACGAGAGGUUUUUGAUAAUGACUAUGAUGUUGGUUACACCCAAGGUGAGUUACCUGCGGAGCUUGAAACUGGAGAGCAGAUGCAGUCUAAUGUCUGUAGGUCCCCAACUCGAGAGUCCCAAGCUUCUUCAAGAUUUACCCUUGUCCCAAACUUUGGGACAGCUGCUAAAAGAAAUAAAGCUGUCAUGGAUGCACAGGUAAGGGGUCCCAUAGAUGCUUAUAUCAAGAGGAUUCCUAAAGAAGUGGUUGUUGAGGGGCAGGCUGAAGGCCAUACUCGGACAACAAUAGAGAAACACUUCGUAUCAAAUGAAGAAAGAAAGAGAGCUUGUUCGUACAUUGCAAAAUGGUUUUAUGAUUGUGGCAUCCCAUUUAAUGCAGCAAAGGCAAGGAGCUUUGAGGAGAUGGUUGAAGCCAUUGGGCAGUUUGGGCCAGGACUUGAGCCUCCUUCUUAUUAUGAGUUGAGUGUGCCUUUUUUAAAUGAUGAAAAGGAUGGAACUAAAGAAGUCAAGAAGAAAUAUGAAGAAUAUUGGAAAACAUAUGGAUGCACCGUCAUGUGUGAUGGGUGGACUGACGAAAGAGGAAGACACUUGAUUAAUUUCCUCGUCAACUGUCCAAAGGGUACUUACUUUAUGGGUUCCAUAGAUGCAUCUAAUCAAGUACAAGAUGCAAAUAUGUUGUUUCAGUUGCUUGAUAGCAAGAUUGAAGAAAUUGGAGCAGACAAUGUUGUACAGAUAGUUACGGACAAUGUAGCCAAUUAUGUCACAGCUGGUAAAUUGUUGCUGCAGAAGAGGAGUAGGUUGUAUUGGACUCCUUGUGCAGCUCGUUGCUUGGACCAUAUGUUGGAGGACAUAGGCAAUUUGAGAGCAUUUAGGGCCGUAAAAGUGAAGGCUAGAAGAAUAACAAGCUUUAUCUACAGGCACCCUCGUCUUCUUGAAGCUAUAAAGACAAGAACAAAUGGGGAUGACCUAGUGAGAGUUGGAGUAACAAGAUUUGCCACUUCAUUCCUGACACUCCAAAGCUUGUUAAAGUAUAAUUCUGCCUUGAUGCGAUUGUUUGUGUGUGAUGACUGGAAUAAGUCUAAAUUGUCUAAGACAGAGAUAGGGAAGAAAGUGGAAGAUACGGUGCUUGCUACAAAAUUCUGGAAUGGUGUGCGAGAUUGCCUUAGAGCAUCACAACCAAUUCUUGUUGUCUUGAAGUUGAUACUUGCUGAUGAGAAGCCUGCGAUGCCUGAAAUUUAUGUGGCAAUGGAAGUGGCAAAAAAGAGGAUAAAACAGAAUUUUGGGAACAGGGAAAGCCUAUGGAAGAAGGUGAUAACAAUUGUUGAUAAACAGUGGGAGUGUCAGAUGGAACAACCAUUGUAUGCUACAGCAUUUUGCCUCAAUGCUGGCAAGUAUUUUGAAUACAUUGCUGAUGAGGCGUUAUAUAGUGACCAAGUGUGGAAAAUAAAUGAGGCCUUUAUUGAUGUGAUUACAAGAUUGGUGCCUGACGGAACUUUGCAAGACAGGAUAAUGUGUGAGAGUGAUAUGUACAAAAGAUGCAAAGGUAGUUUUUCGAGGCAAAUAGCAAUUAGGCAACGGAAAACACUGGAUCCUCUCUUGUGGUGGGACACGAAUGGAACUUCAGCCCCUACGCUUCAUGCAGUUGCAAUGCGUAUACUAGGCCUUUGUUGCUCCGCUUGUGGCUGCGAGCGUAACUGGAGCACAUUUGAGUUUAUUCACACCAAGAAAAGGAAUCGACUGGAACAUCAACACUUGAAUGAUCUAGCCUUUGUUCAAUAUAAUCGUCGUCUUCAAGCAAGGUUCCAAGAAAGGUGUGCUAAGGGCAACAAUCAUAAUCCAUUAUUUCUUAAUGAGUUGGAUUGGAGUAGUGAGUGGAUAAUCGGCCAAUCAGUUGAAAAUGUAGUUCAUCCUGGAGAUGACCCCACAUUGGGAGAUGUUGAUAGAGCAGUUGGGGCAUCUACUUUGGUCGGUGGCCGAAAUCUACCAAGGAAGGCUCAAGCAUCAACAAGUGGUGCCAUUAUCUGCUAUACACGUCGUGGUAGGGGGAGGGUCGUUGUAGAAGAGUCGUCAGAUGAAGGAGAAUUUGAAGAAGAGUAUGUGAACGAUGAUGAAGAUGUUGAUGAUGAUUUUGGUCAGAAGCCAACUGAUUCUAUGGGGCUGCCACAACAACUAGAUGCCUAUUUAUUUGAUGAUUAUGAUUGAACAAGAACAAUUUAUAUUUGGAUUUCUGAGUUUUUUGAUAGUUGAUACUUAACUUGACUCUUGAUGAUGUAUUUUUAUUGUUUUAAAAAUUUUACUAAACUUUAGCAUUUUGGUUUG
This is a messenger RNA of Telopea speciosissima, 2674 nucleotides long. RefSeq lists its product as uncharacterized. The coding region runs from base 323 to 2557 and encodes 744 amino acids. The record is from RefSeq and is a predicted model, not a curated record. The transcript has 4 exons. Gene Ontology annotation, molecular function: protein dimerization activity. Lineage: Eukaryota; Viridiplantae; Streptophyta; Magnoliopsida; Proteales; Proteaceae.